Molecule: messenger RNA, 1170 nt
Organism: Schistosoma turkestanicum
Lineage: Eukaryota; Metazoa; Platyhelminthes; Trematoda; Strigeidida; Schistosomatidae
Source: the annotation of a GenBank genome assembly
CCUUACCCCAAGGUCACGCCCUCUGCAGUACUUUUCUAUGAAUAUAACUACUCAAUGUCCAGUUACCUUUUGCAAUCUCCCUGAUGAGUUACUUCUUAGAAUUUUCACUUACUUGUCCCAGAUUGAUUUGAUAAAAUAUGUUUCAAGGGUUAACAAAAAGUUACAUGUAUUAUCACGAAAUUCAUACUUGUGGAAACAUUUAGACUUUCGUAAUUAUGAAGUAGAACCAAAAGAUUUGCGUCUUUUCUCAAAGCAAAAACUAGUUGGACGACAAACUUGUAGCGCCAAAAUUAAAUUUAAUCCGAAAUCUAGAAAUGUUGAAGCAGGACUGGCACCAGUCUUUAAAAUUUGUGGUGUUCUGACUCACGUACUGAUUCAGGGUGGAUGUAUCAAUGAAUUUCAAAAUUUUAUCAGAUUAUUUUCUGACUAUCUGGAAAAACUUGAAUUAGUUGAGACUGUUGCUAAGAGCAGGUUGAUUCAUCCGGAAGUUCUACCCGGUGUUCCAAGAUUUUCGCUAAAGUACCUCAAACUAUCUAAAAGUAGUUGGGUAUGUGAUGUACACUUAUCAGCAUUGAUUGGUUUAAAUCCUUCAAAAAGUCUAAAAUAUCUAAAUGUAUCAAGAUGUUAUCGCUUAUUUCUUGGUCCUCCAUCAUCUUGUCCACUAAACGUGCGUUUUGAAAGGAUGUCAGCUUUUCUUAAACAAACUUGUCCUUACCUUGAAUGUUUGGACUUAUCUUCAGUUUUUAUAUCGCAUAAUACUCAAGCGUCUGUAACAACUACAUUUCUAGAUAUGAUACCUGAUACUCUUUCUUACCUCCAUAAAUUGAAUCUGUCAGAAAAUUCAAUGAUUACUUCGUUUCUUUUAAAUGAAUUACAUGAUAAUCAAGAGUUAAGCUCAACAUUUCAAAGCUUUAUCACCGCAUUUUUUAAUAAAGUUCGUAAAUAUCAAGUUUCUCUGUAUAUUUAUGACUGGCCGCCUAAAUUGAUAACAAGUUUAUUCUCUGCAUGUACUCUUACUGUACCUGAUGGCAGUAUAGUGUAUUUGCAUGUUAAUGGUGUUCCUAAAUGUAUAGAAGAAAAUUCCAAAUGCAAACUUAUAAAUGAACUUUUUGAUUAAACAAUCUUUGUAUAUAUUCUAUUUAUAUCACAGAUGUAGGUAUAUACAGUUGA